Cynocephalus volans (Philippine flying lemur) is the source of this 1695-nucleotide messenger RNA. RefSeq names its product olfactory receptor 13H1-like. Gene Ontology annotation, biological process: G protein-coupled receptor signaling pathway; detection of chemical stimulus involved in sensory perception of smell. Gene Ontology annotation, molecular function: olfactory receptor activity; G protein-coupled receptor activity. The record is from RefSeq and is a predicted model, not a curated record. The transcript is spliced from 7 exons. Bases 1 to 1695 code for a protein of 564 amino acids. Gene Ontology annotation, cellular component: plasma membrane. Lineage: Eukaryota; Metazoa; Chordata; Mammalia; Dermoptera; Cynocephalidae.
AUGGAGACGGGGCACUUGCAACGUUGCUACCUGCAGCCGAGGGCUGCGAAGCGGGUGCUGGAGAGGAAGGGGGCAGAGCCGGCACGAGCUGCUGCCCAUCCUGUGCCUGCACGCCUCAGCUGCAGGGAGGCCCGGCCUUUGUGCCACCCCUUUCCAGACCCCUCCCCUGACGCCCUAGCCUAUGAGCUCCACGGGGACGAGAAGCGUCUGCCCUCAGCCCCUUCCACAGUGGCUGGCGCAGUUAGCAGGACGCAUGAGGGCUCGUGGCUCAUUUGUGCAUCCUCUGCAGCCAGCAGUGUGCGGGCCUCGAAAAUCACAGUAAGCCCGUGCCUGAAGCCCCCUGUCCUGACGGAGCCCAAACCCGGGCUUUCCCCUCUGCCGUCUCCCCCACCCUUGGUCAUAGGGGCUGCCGACACCAAGUUUCGAAAACAGAAGCUCUUCUGUUGGAACGGAGAGAGCAGCCAUGGUGACUGCGGGGCUCUCUCAGCAGUGACAGCUCGGGGACCGCCACUCUCAAAAUUAUCCCGGUUUUCUGCAUCUGGCUCCAGUUGGAUACCAGUUAGAUCCCAGUUAGAGACCAUGGACUCUGAUAGGAUUGGGGGCAACACAGAACCGAGUUCUGGGAACAUCAUGGUGCUGGGCCUGGACGUUGGCUUGUCUCCUAAGUUCGGUGGCUGUAGGGCCGGCGUGGAUCUGUGGAUAGACGAAAUGAAUUACCAGGAAAUUGGAAACCACACCAAAGUGACCGAAUUCGUUCUCGUGGGACUGUCCAACCACCCCACAUCCCAGAGUGUUCUUUUCUGGGCACUGAUGUUUCAUUACAUACUAACUUUGGCAGGAAACAGCAUGAUCGUUUUCCUGGUGGGAGUCAGUUCUCAGCUUCACACCCCAAUGUAUUUCUUCCUUGGUAACUCGUCUUUACUGGAUCUCCUGUUCUCCACCAGUGCUUUACCCCUGAUCAUGGCGCACUCCCUGCAGAACUCUCCCACCAUCUCCUACAGCUCCUGUUUUGCCCAGCUUGCCAUCCGAGCCUUCUUGGCACUGGCUGAGUGUUUCCUUCUGGCUAUUAUGGCUUACGACCGAUUCGUGGCUAUCUCAAAUCCACUCAGGUACAACGUGGUCAUGUCUUCUCGAGUAUGCACUUUAAUGGCUUUGGUUGUGUGGGUGACAGCCUUCCUGCUCACUGUCGUGCCCAUUCUGCUCUUCCCCAUCAGUUUCUGUGGGCAUAAUGCAGUCAAUCACUUCUCCUGUGAAGUCCAAGCGAUCUUCAAAUUGCUCUGUUCUAACACCAUUUCCCUAGAGGUUAUGAUGAUGGUAUGUGCUGUCAUUUCAAUGCCAGUACCUUUAACUUUCAUCCUUAUCUCUUACCUUUGUAUCCUCAGGGCUGUCUUAAGAAUCCAUCCAACUGAGGCUAGGCUUAAGGCCUUUUCCACAUGUGGUUCUCACCUGGUCGUGGUCACCAUCUACUUUGGGACACUAAUAUAUAUUUCUAUGAGACCACAGGCCAAAAAGUCCCAAGAUGGGGAGAAAAUUGUCUCUAUAUUUUAUGCAGCAGUGACACCAAUGCUAAAUCCCCUCAUCUACACCCUGAGAAAUAAGGAUGUAAAAGCUGCUCUCAGGAGAGUAUCUUGUGGGGCCAAGUCCUCAUGCUUCAAGCACACGACAGUGUGCUGGGUGAUAGGACAGCACAAAUGA